Messenger RNA from Durusdinium trenchii, 1246 nucleotides. The record is from the annotation of a GenBank genome assembly. Lineage: Eukaryota; Dinophyceae; Suessiales; Symbiodiniaceae.
GGGGCCUGGUAUGGCCUGGUCACCUGUUGGUUCGCUUCAACCCAUGGAGCUGGCGCCCAUGAUGCUGACGCACAAUGUCAGGUCCGGCUAUUGGCCUGGCAGAGGACUGGCCUCCAUUGGACCUUGCGCGCUUGGGAUGCAGCAUUUGCUUCGAUGAGCAGCAGGGGAUUACCUUUGAGAAGUGCUGUGACCAGGAGACCUAUGGACCCUGGGGAAACCCGGAGUGUUUGAGUGGUGUCUUCUCCUUUGAGGUCACAGCCUGUGAGGUGGCCUGGUCGGGACGAGGUGGUUGGAGUCGACGAGGUGAUUGGGUGGGCUGGUGCUACAAGGCUCAGGAGAACCUCUACCUCUAUGGACCUCCCGAGGGACAAGAGGAGCAGGCCAACUUGAUGGCGCAGAGCGAGUUCAUCCAUGAGGAAAGCUGCUGCCUCGCCUAUGAAGCUCCAGAGAACUUCUGCUGGAAUCUGGUUUCUGGCAUGAACGAAACGAUCUUCGACACGAAGCUCUCGACAGGCUAUGUGAAAUGUUGCUUCGACCACUUCCAGGAAUUGGUGGAUGCCUUCCAAAGAGGUGAACCGGAUCCAUCCUGGCUACAGAAGGAACUGCAGGCCGUUAUGGGCAGGGCACCAAAGAAUGGUCGUCAUGAAACUCGUGCAGGAGGCGGCCGCUCUCGCAGCCGGCCUGGCCGCGGCGGGACGCGCUGUGGGACGCGUGGUGCCACGAGGGAUCCGAGGGAGGACAGUGUCGAUCUUCCUGCGCUGAUGGCGGGUGGCCUCGACGCCGAAGCUGCUGAGGCGUGUCGGCAGGAGUUUCGCCGCUUUGCACAGCAGGCAGCCAAAGUGGUGGACCGCAAAAUGGCACAGCCUGAGAUUGGCAAGGUGCGGCAUCACUUAGAGGCACUGCUUGCAGAAGAAGAGAUGCAGGACGCAGUCCUGACGGGCAACACAGGAGGGACGCUGUUGCAGGAGGGGAUCUCCAUCCAGAGCACCCUCAUGGUGCUGUCUGCCGCCUGCAGUGACAGGACGAUUGAACUCUAAGAGGAGACCAUCCGAAGCAAACAAUUCUCUUCGACGAAUCGCGCCGCACAGACUGGAGCGGAUGGGAUGGCUGUUGGGCGAGAGCUCCACGGGUCGUUUCUGCAGCUCCACGGACCUGCGAUGUGAAAAAACCUCCGGCUGAAGCGAAGGCAGCGCCGUUGCCCCCUGGGCCUUGCGCCGUACUGCGCGGCCACGGUUGCUGGACUGAG